Molecule: messenger RNA, 9405 nt
Organism: Armigeres subalbatus
Lineage: Eukaryota; Metazoa; Arthropoda; Insecta; Diptera; Culicidae
Exons: 11
Coding region: 729-9011 (2760 amino acids)
Source: RefSeq, a predicted model, not a curated record
CCCGUUCAAACGUGUUUCGGAAGUGACUGCUCGUACCCGGCGGCGACUCGCCUGUUUCGGUUUCCAACCGCGGAUGGGGGGAAUUUUUGUUUGCAAAGUGCAAUGACACACCUAGCUACGGAACGUUGGCUACGGCGGCAGGCGCGGUUCCACCAUUCCACCGGUGGAUAAUCCGCCGAAGAAGCUUACUGCCUGCGGGAAGCGAUUGCCACACUGUGUGGGUGGCGGGAUCUAAGGAAUUUUGUGUGAUCGAUGGAAAUUUUCACCCGUAACGGAUGCGUGUUACUUUACAUACAGUGUAAAUACAGUGCAGAAGAAAUGUAAUACACUUGGGUUAGAAGCGGCGCAUAAAACUAAAACUUUUCGUGAAACAAUUUUUAACCACCAUCUACUGAUACCUGAGUGUAAAUAAAUGUGAGUUUCAUGAUGUUAAUCGAUAAACGUCAAUGGAAAAUAAGUGGAGCAAACAACGGAAAAAUUCAAAUUUGUAGUGACAACUUGAUAAGUGUAAACGACCUCGAGGAAGUUCAAUCGUUUAGAAACGAAUCAAGUCGUGUUGUUGUGUGGUGCGAUAGAUACCUUCUUGAGUAGAAAAAAAUGUAACCAACAACGUGUUGCAUUGGAUGAUGUUGUUAUGAAGAAAAGGGUAAUAUUUUUCUUAGUUCUUCGAUAACUGAACGGAAUAUAUAUACACUCGAGAAGGAGACAAAUUUAUUCCAAAAAUCAUCAUGAAAUCCGAGAACAGAGAGGGCAGUUCCACAGCAACCACUGUCUACAGGAUUCUGCAGAGCCCAGCACCAAUAUGCAUGUUCUACUUUGCCCAUCCGUUUGGGAUUUCUUCGCCGGCUGCCACCACAGCGUCCACUUCAGCCAAAGCGUCAGUCCCUUCGAAUGCACCAAAAGUGGAACCUAGUCGCAAGCCGGUGCCACUGCCAGCGCCAAAGUAUGACCGACAACCGUCCAAGACGGAAAUCGUGCGCCAGAGGCCCGAAUCCCGCGAUGAACCAAAAAAGCCAAAUGGAUUGACGAUGCGCUAUGACAAACAGACACCAAAGACGCCAACAGCAGCCAACAAACCCGCGACGGAAAAUCGCACCAAGCUGAACAAGUCCAAAAAUAGUCAUGCCGCCGGCGGAGGGACUCCGGGGAAGAAAACGCCGAACGGUGGCGGGCUGCGGGUGAGGCGAACUCCGCUGACAGUGAAACCGCACGCUAAGACGAAGAAACGGCCGAAUGUGAUCGAACUUGACAACCGGCUGACACCGCUGACGCCUUGGCCCAGCACCAUUUGGAAUAGGGACUUUCUUAUUCCACCGUUGCUGCAGGUGCUCGCGAAACAGCAUGGCCGUAAAAUACCGGACAUCGAGCAAAUUUUGCGUACCGUUCGCUCCGCUUGGAACACUCCCAAAUCACAGCGCUCACUCUCGCAAAGCCAAGACAGCCGGGACUCAUCCUCGUCCACCUGGGACCUAUCGAGCACGUGCGAUAGUUACUACUGUGACCAGGGACGCCGCCACAGGAUGGGUGCCGGAACGUACGCCACGGUGAUGGGCUCCGGACCGGGACUGCUCCGGAGACGGUACUCCGUACCUGAAAUCAUCAUGAGAAAACAUACCCUAUCCCAGCAGAAGUCCUAUGACGAGCCACCGCACGACAGCAACCACAACAACAUCGCCCUAAACAAUAAAAACUACUACCCCUCGCCCUCACCCAAAAUUCCCCAACAGCAGCAGCAGUCACAACAUCAGCAGCACGGUGGCGGUGGGCCAAUGACACGCUCCAGCAGCAAGGCAUCCCCGAACCUGCAGCGCAAACAACAACCCCAGUCACCGGUUCUAGUUCAGCGGAAAUCGAUUACGAGGGCGGCAAGCAGUGUGGAGAGUGGGUGCGGGAGUGGGGACUUCCACACGCUGGCUUCCACCGGGUCCGAGUCCAACUUGGCCACAUUGAAGCGCCAGCCGUCGUCCCUAGGUGGUAUUAGUCGUAGCCAAAAAUGUGGUAGUGUCAAUAGUAUUAAUAGCAAUGGUAGCACUAAUAAUAAUAACAACUAUAUCGUUGGUCAUCCUGUCGGUAGCAGCACCGGGGUUGGUGGGUUGGGUGGCGCAGGUGUCUUGGGCGUGGGUGCCAGUUGUGGUGGAGACUUCUCGAUGAGAAAAUCCACUCUACUGCGGCGAAUGUGGAGCAAAGAAAUUCGAAGGUACGAUCGGUCCGGUAGUUGGUCACCACCGCCUAGGCGGGCACCACGUCGAAUCUACAGCAUUGAAAGUAUCCUUCCACUGGGCAGUGGCGGGGGUGGUAGCAGUGACGGGAGUUGUGCGACAACCACGACCACCUCGUGCAAGGAAUGUGCGAAGCUGGAGAGUCAGUAUAGCAGUAACGCUAGAGGUGGCAAGUUGAUUACUAAUGAGUCACCGAAAAGGUUGCGACUCGCGGGUUCGUUGAAUAAUAUUAACCUUCAGAAGGGUGACAGCGUGGAGGCAUUGAGUCGAACCAGCACACCUAACAAUCGAAAUCUUAUAUCCAGUGAGGGAUUGGUGGAUGAUAGUGUAAGUGUGACGACCAAAAGUUCAAAACCAGAAGUUUCCAGCACCACAGGAACAACGAAUACUCCCCUGAUACGGCGUAAGGAAGAGGUCGUCCAUGACCGAUCCAAGCGCAACUUCGUCUUCAUGAGUGCCAACGACGGAGUCGAGCUUGACGAGGCAGAUCUUACCAGCAGUACUUCUUCCGUAGCAUCCCAAGCGUGCAUCAGACCAAUCGGACGACCUGGCAGCACUGGUACUAUCCUUGAAGCCAGCGAAGAGGGUACGCAAAUCGAUAACGACGGACGCGAACGCGACGAUGAUGAUGAUGGAACCAGUGCAGGUUUAAACGUUCACGAUAACGAAAGUGACAUAAGUGAAUUCCUUAAAGAGGAAGCUAUUGCAUCGAAAGAUGAUUAUCAAGAUCAUCGGAAAGCUCCUGCUGAGCGCAGUGGUGAUACUGAUGCUAAUGUUCAUUCUCGAAAACGUACUGAGAUUGUUGGUCACGAUGCAACACCACGAGGCACUACUGUGAAGGUCAAAGAGAUAGGUGAUGAACAAGAACAAUUUCCAUUGAAGAAACAAAUUACGCGACGGGGUAGCAACGCUAGUAGUAGCGCAGUUAGUGUUUCCGCAGAUAGUACUGAUAGUGAAAGUGUUUUCGUUAAUGGCAAUGAUAACUUCGCGGGUGAUGAAAAAAGCUUAGCUGCGUUGACGAAGGAGGAGAUUUUGAAGAAUGAAGAACGGUUGGAUGAAUACAUAUCGAAUUUGUUGGUUGAUAAUUUGAAUAAUUUGUUAGAUACAAAAGAACUUGUUACUAAUGGUUUCGCUAGUUCAGAUCAGAAGAAUAAUAACAAACAAGCAGAAGAAUCUGAGGUAAUUGAUCCAAUCAAUAGUGGUGUAUUAGAAGGUGAGGUAAUGAAACCCAAAGGAACAGAAAAAUACUUUGGAGGUGGCGGUGGGGUGGUGUGCAAUUCACCUCCCGACCCGAGCAGUAAACUUAAGCAUCAGCAAGCCACUGUCGACAAGGAUAGUGAAAAAGAAAAUGAAGACUCAAUCAAUAAUAAUCGUGCUGCAGAAGAUGGUAAAAUCCCCACUCAAUACGGCCGCAAAAAGAAGGGACUUGGAGAAAAACAAUCAAAUGCUAAUGGUUUUUACCUCACUCCGAGAAAUGGGUCUCGCGAAUCAGACGGCCUUCCGUCGGAAAUCGAUCUCAACGGAAAAUAUUACUUUCCAUCUUACGGCAUAGAAACUGAUCCAUCCGAUCACACCGAUAUUGCCUCCGAACCUGAAGUGCAGAUAAUUAGUAAGAUUGGGCUGGGAUCUGUAUAUCGAGGAAACGUAAAUGGGAGAUCCACAAUGGUUCCGCGCAUUUCUGCUCUUCCACGAACGGAGUCCAUGGAAGUGCAACCGUCGUCAAACUCUGCAGAAGAAUUUGAUGAUCUCCCGGAGAACAAUGGAUCAGAUUCUGACACUCCAAGCCUGGUGGACAGCCUAGAUGAAGUAGAAAUAACUCCGCGAAGAAAGCCCGACCGAAGAAAAUCGCAUGCGCCAUCUUCCCCGGCUCCAGCAUCGACCACUCCAGCCGAUCCUACUGCUGAAUCAACCACUAAAACCGAUUCCACCAGUUCGGAUAAAUCACCCAGACAUGAGAAAGGUGAAGCAUUCUUCGUACCCAUACAAGACACAACUGUGAUAAUCGACGAGCAUAUUGUAGUCGCCGACACAAUGCCGCUCCGACUCAAAGAACGGCUAAACAAUCGUCAGCGAUUGAUGAUUUGGAAGAAGGAACAGGAAAAUCUCAAAAAGCACCGUAAGAUGAUGCGAUUAAUUGAACAACGCAAAUUUUAUGGAGAACCGGCCAUACAAGUAAUUAGCACUAUUGACCGAGCGAUCAGUCGCAAAGAAUACAUUCCUGCUGCGGAAAAGAAGCGUGUCUUUGGCCAGAGCCCCGCUUUCACUCCCAAGACUCCAAAAGCAAAGAAAAAGAGUACGGCUCUGCGCACGGAGCUUGGAAUGCUUGAAUCUUACAAAAUAGAUGCCCGCGGAAACAUGCAAAUACAAAACGCUGCAGCAUCAAGCACAUCGACAGGAAGUGCCCCCAGCACAAAGAAACUUUCGAAAAAUCCAUGGGGUCAAGCCGCGGAGCGUAGACAAAAAUCUAGCGGCGAUGCGCAAUCCGUACCGGUCUCAUCCAAAUCAUCAAUUCCACCGACAACGGCAACAACAACGACUGCUUCGUCAAAAACACCGAAGAAAACAUCCAUCGAUGUGCGAAGGAAGCAGGUGCUGAGGGAUGUCCAGCAAAUGACUUUGUAUCCACACGCCGAUCUAACUCCGGACAUCGAAGGCGGUCCAAGGCGGGUGUACCAGAAAACCGAGAUCCAAGAAGGUGAUAAACAUAUCGAGAUUCUGGAGAUUGUAGAGUGUGCAGACAGUGCUCCUCGCAGGACUCCGCGUAUUCGUAGCGCUGGUAGUCGAUCAGGCCAUAACAAAUCGCGCAUUCCUGUCCCCAUCUACAGAUGGGGUCGAUACAGAAGAAGUGCUAACUCUCGGGAGAACAGUCCCCUGUCAACAGCUGGAAGCAACCCAAAAGUGGAUCGUAUGAUCGCUGAUCUGCUGAUCGAAGCUUUGGCUAAUCCAGACGAUGUAGGAGUAAAGUUUAUAAAAUCACCAGAGGAUAUAAAAGACAAAUCCAAACGAUCGCCAUCAAACCGUAAGAACAUCGCCUCAAACAGUUCCACGCCUCGGCGAUCGGCCAACAGUGGCAAAUAUACGCAACGCUUCGAAGUGAUUCCCGAAGAGCGAAGCAGCGUUUCAAUUUCCUCCUCGAACGAAGAACUUUCCUCUAGCCGGAAGAAACAUGCUUCUCCUCGUCGCGUCAGUUUCGAUGAAAACCACAAAAUUCUCAAUGUUGACGAGUUUGAGUCGCAUCCAUCAAAACUGACCACGAAAUCUGCUGUUUCGCCAAAACCGUCUCCAAAGCAAUCACCUAAAAAGAACACCACUACUGCCGCUCCUGCACCCUCGCCCAAGACAUCUGCGUUGAAAAAGGCUAACAGCACCUCGAAUGGGACAACCACCACCAGCCGGGGCAAGGCGGCCAUCGAGAGUGAUGUGGUCGAGGAGAGGGGCUGGAUUGGGUUCAGCACCCAGCACGAGGACGCGGCCACCCCGGUCAACGGCGUAGAUGAUGAAGACGUUCACCGUCCACCCGUAGUGGUGAACGGAGCACUAGAACUCAAUGGCCAUCACCAUUCAAACCUAGCCGCAAAAGAGCAUGAGCGUAGAAAUGUUGUUAAAACCAUCGUAACUGGCAACAUUGCACGCGACAGUGGUAGCAGAGUUAUUCGGCAUGAUACUCAGAAUCACAUAGUCGAUCACUUCCAUCACCAUCAAAGUGUCAAUAUCAGCGUUACACCGGCGAUAUUGACUGCUGGAUCGGUAGUGUCUGUAGAUCAUGUAAGAUCUACUGCAGCAACGGUUGGGUCGUAUAACAGCUGCAGCGGUAAUUUUGGAACAACACAGUUUACCAAUGGCAACAGUCUCAUACCAAUAGUAGGACAAUCUAUGCGCAACAAUACCUUCAAUCAUCUAGCAAUUACGAACAAUACCAACGGAUGCAAUCGUAGACUGACCAGUGGUGAAUUUUCAGAUGAAUCCUGUUAUACCGACAGCCUCAAUGUGAAACCUUCACCGCUGGGGCACGGAGAUUCCAUGACGUCACAUGAAAUUGCCAUUCCAAUUAGAGUCGAACAAGAGAUCAAAUCGACAAAACAUGGUCACAGUGUGAAUGAAUUGAAAUCGACGGCUGACUCAGUAAAAGAGGUAACCACAGACAACCCUUGUGAUUGCAAUGAGUCAUUGUAUCCUUAUCACCAGAUUCGAGAGGAAAAUGCAUGGCAUGUCUAUGAAACCGCCGACUGCAAGGUCAUACAAUCAAAAAUCGAGUACUACGAAACAUCUAUUCAUCGGACUCCACUAACAGAUAACAACCAUCAAAGUUUGUUCAAUCAGCUGGCCGAUAGAUCACCGGGUACGUUACGAUCAGCGAUUUUGAAUGCCACAUUCGACAACCAUGAGCUCGUACGACACGAACUGAAACCAGAUGAGCGGAUGAAUCUAACAUCAUCCGACACGCUGGACAGCCACCAUGUACCUGCUAUAACGAUUGCAAGAACACCUACAAUUAGUGAGGAUGCUCCAAAAACUUCAGAAACCUGCAGUAGUUGCUGCUUCUGUAACCCGGAACUUCACAAACACAACGGCAACCCGUCGGAAACUUGUUUCUACUGCCAAGCCAAGGCUCAAACUCCAAACAAAUUAUUCCCUGCUCCUCCAACUCCACCCAAUAUACAGAUGUCUCCUGUACCUCCUUCUCCCAAAACACCAAUUAUGGAACUGACACCAACCCCUUCUCUACAAGAAAUCCCUCUUUCCCUAAAUAACGAACCUCAACCGUCAAAACCUCGAGACCCACCUCCACCCAUUACUCCGAAACGAACACUCAAACAAGCUCCCGUCGACCCACUCCCUACACCCGGCAUAUCUACCGCAUCGACCUCAAUCAACGGCCUCUACACCGAGACCACCAAAAAGACUGACCACACCCACACUAAAACCAAAACCAAGACCUCGGACACUAUCAGUACAAAGUGCUCAACUACCAAUGAAAAAAUCAAACGCUCCUAUGUGCCAUCAACCGGCGACUCGGAAAAGCUAGAAGAAGUUUCCAAGAAGCUCACUCGCAAAAAGUCCGAAACCACCGUGCUGAACCGACCCAAACACGUCAAUAACCUCAAUCGCGUAUCUAGCGUUGUUCACUCCGUUCAAAGAGAAAUUCAAAACCAGCUGAAAACCCCCAUCAAAAUCCUGCCCAAAACAGCCAAAGAACUCAACAAUCGCAAAGAACGGGACAAGCAGAUAAAUCUGAAUCUGCCACUGGAGAAAGAGUCACCCAAGAAGCACUCCAAAUCCAAAACCACACUAGGCUUCGAAAAUCUUACAAAACCCAAUCCCAAACCCCAGUGCGCAUCCUCGCAGAGCUACGACGAAACCAGUACCUCCAGUUCGACGGACACCAGCGCCAAUUCGAGUCCGUUCAAGAAGUGUGCCGCCCUUCCACCGGCGGCCACCCGAUGGAAGCACAACAGCGAACGAAACCUGACGCAGCUGACCAUGCAGAAAAUCACCGCGGCAGCCAAGUGGGGUAACAAGUGGCGGAAAGCCGCUCGGCAGCACGAAAAUGAUCCUACUUUGGAGCAGAGCACGCUCAGCCCAAUCCGGAGGCGACCCAGCGUUGUCCUGCUGGACGAAAUGGUUGCAGUGGAUGAUGCCGCCCUGAAGGCACCAAUCGAGCGGACACUGAAUGGAGCGAGUGCGACAACGGCAGCUACUACGGCGACCAGUGCGGCCGCGACGGCCGCUAUGGUUGCGGCACCCAGCAUUGUCAGUGGAAUCACCCAGAGCACGAGCAAUCAAGGCUGGACGGUGACGGUGGCCGGUAACUACAACCCUGAUAUGGCCCCUGAUGUCGAGAUGAAGCUGAGCUUUCCCAAACAAUCAAAUGCAUCGAGCGGUAACCAGGCCAUUGGCAGCGGUAGUGCCAGUAACAAGCGUAUCAGUCAUCCCAACGGUCCGGACAGUAGCUACCAAUCCAGUGCCAAUGCUGGCCAUCGCAAGCAAUACAUCGAAGAUGCCCAUCACAUUCCGGGCCGGGGCGGUAACUCCAACUACGGGGCUCAUGAUGAUGACAGCUACGGCGGCAGUCGAGGAACAGCACGGGCGGCAUUGCCGCCCUCGACAGGUUUGAAUCCCAAACGAACUCUGUCCCGGUCGGAUGGAACCGCAGGUGGCAAAGAUUAUCGUCUUCCAAAUGUUGGCACCACAAACAACGUUACGGCAAGACAGAAUGCUAAGAAAGCGAUCAAGCAGACGAUGGAAUGUAGUGUCAUGGCUUCCGCUACGACUAGAACCGUUGCCAAUAAGUACCAUAUGCUCUCCCACCAGCAUCAGCAAUUGCACGAUCAGCAGCAGUACCCCUCUCACCACUAUAAUCCGUCUUCCUCAUCCUAUCAUCAUCAGCAGCAACAAUCAUCAUCCACAGUCGCUGGUCCACCAACGACAACGACGGCUGCUGGUGGCGGCGGAACCCGCGGUGGCGGCGGUGGUAGCAGGUCACGUGCUAUGUCCAUCCAAUCACUCCAUCCCUCAUUGCAAAAUGGUGGCGGUGGCAAGUUUACCUCAUCCAGCUCACACCAGCCGCGCUAUCAUGAACCUCCAUCCUUAGACUACGGAAAUAACGCUUACGCUAACCGUCGGAUGUCGCUAGAGAGCCCGCACGGUGGCACCGGACCGCUAGACCAUUUGUCCGUGAUGGGCAACGCAAUCGCACCAGAGCACAAACCCAAGGUACCGACCAUGAGCGAGCGGGAUCUAACGCGAAGGCACCACCCGUGCUACACGCGCAACAUGCCAUACUUUUCUUAAGUUAAUAAAAAAACCGAAAAAAAGGGAAAAGCUGAAAGGAAAGAAAUAUCGGCUCAGUUCAAGUUUUUGUUUUUGUUCAUAAAUUUAGUAAUGUUUAACUAGCAAAAAGAAUGCAACAUGAAUUCGAUAGUCUACAGUUUUUAUAACUUGAUCCUACGAUUGCUCGUAAUCAAAAUAUUCAAAAUUCAUUUUAUUUAACAGUUUCAAUUGUUCUUGUUCCACAGUAAAAACAUAAAAAAAAAUCACGAUAGUUGCGUUAGAAUAAAUAGUAUCAGUUGUUGGUUGCAUUUGAAAUUCAAUAUUGAUUGAAAAUAAAAGUAUUACUUGUAAUAUCGUACAUGUGUGACAAGCUAACAUGUGAUUUAAAAUAAAAAUUGUUCUAUUGAAUACUUAA